Talpa occidentalis (Iberian mole) is the source of this 1245-nucleotide messenger RNA. RefSeq names its product torsin family 4 member A (gene TOR4A). NCBI's taxonomy places the organism in Eukaryota, Metazoa, Chordata, Mammalia, Eulipotyphla, Talpidae. Gene Ontology annotation, molecular function: ATP binding; ATP hydrolysis activity. Gene Ontology annotation, cellular component: endoplasmic reticulum lumen; nuclear envelope. The record is from RefSeq and is a predicted model, not a curated record.
AUGGACCUCGGCCCGCGCAGCCUGGAGCCCGCGGCCGCCCGCGCCCCCGGCCCCAGCCUGAUGGCGCCCGUGCGCGCCGUGGUCCGCCUGCGCCGCCGCGUGUGCCACCUGCGCAAGCGGCGCCUGCUGCUGCCCGGCGCGGGCCCGGACUCCGGCCUCGGGGCGCCCCGGCCGUGCUGCGGCGCCCGGACGCCCCGCGCCGACGCGGAGCAGCCGCAGUUCUUCACCUUCGACGGCGCGGCCGCCGUGCCCCGGGCGCCGCGCAAGCGCCGGCGGCGCAGCCGGCUGGUGCUCUACCCCGAGACCGCGCGCAAGUGCCGGCCGCGCGCCGAGCGCCGCAGCCGGGCGCAGCGCUGCCUCCUGCUGCUGGUGGCCAUCGUGGGCUUCCAGGUCCUCAACGCCAUCGAGAACCUGGACGACAACGCGCAGCGCUACGACCUGGACGGGCUGGAGAAGGCGCUGCGGCGCGCGGUGUUCGGCCAGCCGGCGGCCGUGGCGCGCAUCGCGGCGCUGCUGCGGGACUACCUGGCCACGCACGUGCACAGCCGCCCGCUGCUGCUGGCGCUGCACGGGCCCAGCGGGGUGGGCAAGAGCCACGUGGGCCGCCUGCUGGCCGGCCACUUCCGCGCGGUGCUGGCGGACGGCGCGCUGGUGCUGCAGUACCACGCGCGCCACCACUGCGCCCCGGGGCGCGCCGUGCGCUCCUGCCGCGAGGAGCUGGGGCGGCGCGUGGCCGCGGUGGUGGCGCGCGCCGAGGCGGAGGAGAAGACGCCGCUCGUGGUGCUGGACGAGGUGGAGCUGAUGCCGCCGGAGCUGCUGGACGAGGUGCGGGGCUUCCUGCAGCCGCAGCGGCCGCACCCCUUCCGCAACGCCAUCUACGUGCUGCUCAGCGGCGCGGGCGGCGGCGAGGUCACGCGCUUCGCGCUGCAGAACGCGGCGCGGGCCAAGCUGCCGCGCGGGGACGGGCCGCGGCCGGAGGAGGAGCUGCGCGCCAGCCUGCGCGGGCUGCUGGUCCGCGAGCACCCGCUGUGGCAGGCCGCGGCCAUCGUGCCCCUCCUGCCGCUGGACAGGGGGCACGUGGUCAGCUGCUUCCGGGAGGAGAUGGCCGCCGAGGGCUUCUUCCCCGAGCGGCGCCAGGCCGAGCUCCUGGCCGCGCAGCUCAGCUACUACAGGGUGGGCGGCCGCGAGUUCGCGGUCACCGGCUGCAAGCAGGUGGUGGCGCGGGUGAACCUCCUGUAGCCGGGC